AUGACUAUGCCGAGGGUUUAUACAGAAAUUGAUGGUGGGUUUAACAAUGAUGAUGGCAUGCCCCGGAGAAUUGAGAGAUUUAGAUCGGAUUCUUCCUCCUUAGGUCGGGUUUGGGUUAGUCGGAGUUGGAGCUUGUCGGGUUCUGGUUCGUCGGUGGUUAGCAGGUAUAUAUUGAGGAGGAAUAGUAACAGAUUUGGUGAUGGGCUCGGACAAACAUUGCUUCUCUCGUUUGCUCGAGUUGCUGAUAAAUGUUUGGGCAUAGAAGAAUGGUGUACGUGGACCCAAAUGCAGGAACAACAUGAGUUGAGAAGACGGAGAGGUCAAAUGCAGGUUAAGUGGUUUCAAUAUAGCACUCCAAAGAGCAUGGACGAGGACGUGGCUGAGGAGGCUGAUUCCGACCACCCAAAAAGGCUGUGGUUGUGGUCGUCAACGGGUGAAUUUUUGUGGCAAGGGUAUGUAUGA
Molecule: messenger RNA, 462 nt
Organism: Fraxinus pennsylvanica
Lineage: Eukaryota; Viridiplantae; Streptophyta; Magnoliopsida; Lamiales; Oleaceae
Source: the annotation of a GenBank genome assembly